This is a messenger RNA of Lathyrus oleraceus (garden pea), 615 nucleotides long. RefSeq lists its product as uncharacterized. The transcript has a single exon. The coding region runs from base 1 to 615 and encodes 204 amino acids. Lineage: Eukaryota; Viridiplantae; Streptophyta; Magnoliopsida; Fabales; Fabaceae. The record is from RefSeq and is a predicted model, not a curated record.
AUGGCCACCGACGCUUCUGUUUCAAGCAUCAAACUGAUGAAUCAGGACCUUGUUAAGUUAGAUCGUUUCGAUGGAAGAAACUAUACCCGCUGGCAAGACAAAAUGACAUUUCUCCUGACCGCCUUGAAAAUUCAAUAUGUCUUGGAUCCUAAUCUGGAGGCAAUUCCAGAACCAACUGAGAAUGACACUGAUAAAGUAAAAAAGGAGAGAAAGAAACGAAAAGAAGAUGAACUGCUUUGUCGUGGACACAUCUUGAACACAUUAUCUGAUCGUCUCUAUGAUCUCUACACCAAUACUGCAUCCGCAAAGGAAAUCUGGAACGCACUCGAAUUCAAAUUCAAGGCCGAAGAAGAAGGUACGAAAAAGUUUUUAAUAUCUAAAUACUUUGAUUUUAAGAUGUUGGAUUCCAAGCCGAUUCUUGCACAAGUACACGAGUUACAGGUUCUCGUGAAUAAAAUAAAAGCCGUGAAAAUUGACAUUCCUGAAGCAUUCCAAGUCGGUGCGAUAAUAGCAAAAUUGCCACCUUCGUGGAAAGGAUACAGAAAGAAAUUGCUGCAUAGUUCUGAGGACUUUUCUUUUGAGAAACUUCAUAAACACCUUUGUAUCGAGGAGUAA